This is a messenger RNA of Acanthocheilonema viteae, 450 nucleotides long. The record is from the annotation of a GenBank genome assembly. NCBI's taxonomy places the organism in Eukaryota, Metazoa, Nematoda, Chromadorea, Rhabditida, Onchocercidae.
GGACAAUGUGGUAGUUGCUAUGCAUUUGCAACAGCUGCUGCAUUAGAAAGUUAUCAUAAGAUGAAGUCUAGAAAACUUAUCAAUUUAUCACCGCAAAAUAUUGUUGACUGCACAACGGGAUAUGGUAAUUAUGGAUGUGACGGUGGUUUCAUGCCAUUGACUUUUAAAUAUGCAAUGAAAUAUGGAAUUGCAAAGGAAUCGAACUAUCCGUACGUUGGAGUUUUGCAGAGAUGUCAAUGGAAACAGCAAAUAGCAGUCGCUAGAGAUAAGGGCUAUAUGGAAGUAGAAUCGGGCAAUGAAUUGGCACUUCAACGUGCAGUGGCCAAAUAUGGACCUGUAUUUACGCUAGACCAGGUUGUAAUAAUCCUGAUCAUGCUGUACUGGUUGUCGGUUAUGGGACACAUAGGACUUAUGGAGAUUAUUGGAUUAUUAAAAACAGGUUUGCGUUAA